AUGACUAUGUUUCUGAAGCCUCUCGUCUUCUUACAAGAUUCAUUUCUUGCCUUCCUUUCUAUAAUGCAUGGAGGGAGUUCUGAAGAUGCAGCUGUAGCCCCCAAGAGGCUUGAAGCAUCCAUAAAUGGCGUGAGGAUAAGCAUCGAAACGACCUGGAUACGUCAAACGAGGAGUUUUCUUAUAGUUCCAGUAUUCAAGUUUUUGGUGGCUGUCUGUUUGAUUGUCUCUCUCUUAGUUUUCGUAGAAGGUGUUUACAUGAACCUCGUAGUACUCUAUGUCAAGUUAUUUAAGAGAAAACCAGAAAAAGUCUAUAAAUGGGAGCCGAUGCAAGAGGAUAUCGAGGUUGGACAUGAAACCUACCCCAUGGUCCUUGUACAAAUCCCUAUGUACAACGAAAAAGAGGUUCUUCAACUGUCUAUAGGUGCUGCAUGUAGACUAAUAUGGCCAUUGGACCGCAUAAUUGUUCAAGUUUUAGAUGAUUCCACUGAUGAAACCAUCAAGGAGCUGGUGAACACGGAAUGUGGAAAAUGGGAAAGCAAAGGCAUAAACAUAAAGUGUGAGAGGAGAGACAACAGAAAUGGCUACAAAGCUGGAGCUCUUAAACAAGGCAUGAAGCACAACUACGUGAAGCUAUGCGACUAUGUCGCCAUUUUCGACGCAGACUUCCAACCGGAGCCUGAUUACCUCCAACGCUCUAUCCCCUUCCUUGUUCACAACCCUGAGGUCGCUCUCGUUCAAGCCCGAUGGAGAUUCAUGAACGCAAACAAGUGCUUGAUGACGAGGAUGCAGGAGAUGUCCCUCAACUAUCACUUUAUGGCAGAGCAAGAAUCUGGAUCCACUAGACAUGCCUUCUUUAGCUUUAAUGGAACUGCGGGUGUAUGGAGAUUGGCGGCGAUGGAAGAAGCUGGAGGAUGGAAUGAUCGGACCACCGUUGAGGACAUGGACUUAGCCGUUCGUGCCGGUCUUCUCGGAUGGAAAUUUGUCUUCCUCAAUGACCUCACGGUGAAAAGCGAGCUACCGAGCAAAUUUAAGGCCUUUAGAUUCCAGCAACAUCGAUGGUCUUGUGGUCCAGCCAAUCUCUUCAGGAAAAUGAUUGUGGAAGUUAUUCGCAAUAAGAGAGUGACGAUUUGGAAGAAGUUGUAUCUGAUCUACAGCUUCUUUUUCUUACGAAAGAUCAUAGUCCACUUCUUCACUUUCUUCUUCUACUGCGUUAUUCUUCCUACAAGCGUGUUCUUCCCCGAAGUCAACAUUCCAGCUUGGUCAACUUUCUACAUUCCUUCACUGAUCACUCUCUUCAUCGUCAUUGCAACACCAAGAUCAUUUUAUCUCGUGAUAUUUUGGGUUUUGUUUGAAAACGUAAUGUCUAUGCACCGGACAAAGGGAACUUUCAUCGGAGUACUUGAAGGAGGAAGAGUGAACGAAUGGGUUGUCACUGAGAAACUAGGAGAUGCUCUUAAGACUAAGCUACUUCCCCAUAUUGGAAAACCCCGUAACAUGUUUCUCGAAAGAAUAAACUCAAAAGAGAUCAUUGUGGGGAUAUACUUAUUGUGUUGUGCUUGCUAUGGACUUGCCUUUGGGAACACAUUGUUAUAUCUCUAUCUCUUCAUGCAAGCUGCUGCUUUUCUCGUCUCUGGAGUUGGCUUUGUUGGAACUUAG
Microthlaspi erraticum is the source of this 1656-nucleotide messenger RNA. NCBI's taxonomy places the organism in Eukaryota, Viridiplantae, Streptophyta, Magnoliopsida, Brassicales, Brassicaceae. The record is from the annotation of a GenBank genome assembly.